This is a messenger RNA of Juglans microcarpa x Juglans regia, 2072 nucleotides long. Its product is annotated as DELLA protein RGL1-like. Gene Ontology annotation, biological process: regulation of DNA-templated transcription. NCBI's taxonomy places the organism in Eukaryota, Viridiplantae, Streptophyta, Magnoliopsida, Fagales, Juglandaceae. The coding region runs from base 305 to 2047 and encodes 580 amino acids. Gene Ontology annotation, molecular function: DNA-binding transcription factor activity; sequence-specific DNA binding. The transcript has a single exon. The record is from RefSeq and is a predicted model, not a curated record. Gene Ontology annotation, cellular component: nucleus.
CGCAUACAAUAAGCAUUGUGUCGUCGUCACUCAGACUUUGAUUUCUCACCUACAUUAUUUCUUCAUCAAAAUCCAGUCCUUGGCAUUUCGUGGCCGUUGGCUGCGAUGGAUACAUCGAGAUCUCAACAUCAUGUUGGCAUUGUGUUUUUAUGUUUUGUUUUCUACGUCACCAUUUCUGCGAUCAAUGUAAUUGAGAUUGAGUGCAGAUAUUGCAGGUCUUGUAGUCGGUCUUGUUCUAGAUAUAACCAUAUUGACUCACUUGAAGGAAGAUUUUCAGGUUAUUUUCUGGCUUUCCUGCUCUGUUAUGGAUAACACCUUCUUCUUCUCUUCAACCCCAUUUGGUUUUGAUGGAAUCCAAGGCAGUUUUGGUUCUCUUGAAGGCUUUGAGAAAGCGAAACAAGACCACUUUUUUAAUUUUGAAUCGGGAGAGGGUAGUCCUAUUUCUACUCGAUAUGGUUUUCAUCAUGGGGACAGAGGUAAUAGAGGAACUCAUUUCUUGAAAGAUCAACUACAGCACCAACAACCCAAGUCAGGAUAUCAAACAUUUGACGAAUUUCACUUCAACCUUGUUUUCCCACCAACAAAAACAAUCCGAGAAAGUACAGGGCUUGUACAUCUCCCCACCAGAGUUACGGAAAUUCUUGAAAACGAUAAUCAAUUCCCACAUCCAUCUUCGUUAGCUUUUCUAGAGCUCCUACAAGAUGAUGGAAGUGGGUUCCAGAGAUUGCAGGGAGAAAACUCGGAAAAGUUAAGCGAGAUAAGCGCUGAAACUUGUGCUCUUAGCCGCAAAUUAUCAACCGAGGAAAUCUUUAGGGUGGCCGGAGCAAGGUAUGUACAAUUAUCUACUCAAAUGUAUAAUUACAAUUACCACAUGCCUAUGCAUCCUUUUGGUUUUGCUCUCUCGGGUCUGUCUGAUGAUGAAAAAAAAGAUGUGGAACUUGCCCACGAUCUUCUCUCUGUGGCUGAGAAGGUUGGCUACCAACAAUAUGAUCGUGCAAGCAGAUUGCUUUUACGUUGUGAUUGGAUUUCUUCUUCAAGGGGUAGUCCGGUGCAGAGAGUUGUUUUUCAUUUUGCUGAAGCGCUCCGAGAGAGGAUUCAAAAUGAAUCAGGAAGGGUCAGAGUAACGGGAUUCGAGCAAAACAAUGCACACUUGGGUAGCAAUAGUGCAUUGCUUAAAUUUUACCAACAACUUCCUUUCCCUCAGAUAGCGCUAUUCACAGGAAUCCAAGCCAUAGUUGAAAACGUUGAAUUGAAGCGUAAGGUCCAUUUGAUAGAUAUCGAAAUCAGGUCUGGAGUGCAUUGGUCACUCUUGAUGCAGGCUCUUGCAGAGAGACGAGAUUUCCCCAUUGAGCUUCUUAAGAUAACUGCCAUUGGACUUGGAUCAAUCUGCAACGAGAGUAUAGAGAAGACCGGUAAGAGGUUAGCCAUUGUUGCCGAGUCCUUAAACUUGCCCUUUACAUUUAAGUCUGUUUUGUUAUCAGACAUGAAAGAUAUCAAGGAAGAACUAUUCGAAAUUGAAGAUGAAGAAGAAGUGAUAAUUUUUGCUCCAUUAGUACUGAGAACAAUGAUUUCAAGGCCUAAUUGCAUUGAAAACUUCAUGAGUGUUAUCAGAAAUCUCUAUCCAUCUAUAAUGGUUGUCUUUGAAGUAGAAGCAAACCAUAAUUCACCCUCAUUUGUGAAUCGCUUCAUUGAAGCUUUGUUCUUUUAUUGUGCAUACUUUGAUAGCCUGGAGACUUGCAUGAAACAGUAUGAUGAGGAGAGGAUGAGAACGGAAGCACUUCUGGGUGAACACAUCAGAAACCUUGUAGCAGAAGAGGGUCGAGGAAGGACUAAUCGGAAUGUCACCAUGGAUGUCUGGAGGGCGUUCUUCUUGAGGUUUAAAAUGGUGGAAAUUGGGUUAAGUGAGUCAUCCCUAUUCCAAGCCAGUUUGGUUGUCGAACGGUUCUCUUGUACAAAUUAUUGCACAUUGGAUAAGAAUGGGAAAAGUCUACUUGUUGGGUGGAAGGGAACCCCACUUCAUUCCCUUUCGGUUUGGAAGUUUAAUUAAAAGAGAGGCGCAGCAUUCGUGUGGA